Didymodactylos carnosus is the source of this 711-nucleotide messenger RNA. NCBI's taxonomy places the organism in Eukaryota, Metazoa, Rotifera, Eurotatoria, Philodinida, Philodinidae. The record is from the annotation of a GenBank genome assembly.
AUGGUCACUGAUCAUCCACCAUUUAUUAAACCAUCUGUGUCUAUUAAUGAGCAACAAAUAAUCGAAGAUGAUUAUCAGGCACCACUAACUUCUAAUUCUCUAUUAGCUAAUUCAAAAUGGAAAAUAAUUCGUCUAAAUUUACAUAAAAUUCGUAGUACUGGAAAAAAAGCAACAAAUCCAUUUCAAGAUUGGUACUUAUUUUUACAAGUAAUGAAAGAAUUAAAACGAGCUGAACAAGAAAUAAAAAAUAUUGAAAAUGAUAAAUUUUUUAAACCUGUUAAAAAAUUUUCUGUAAAAUUAGAUGGUGUCGAAAAAAUUAAAACUUAUAAAACAUCACAUGUUCGACCGACCGAUGCUUUAUUUUAUACAAAUAUUAGUGAUGAACCUAUCAUUAUUCAACAUUUACUUUAUUAUUUUACAAAAGAGUUUGCUAUGUCCAAUCAAAGUCUAUUUUGGAACUUUUUAACCGAAGUAAAUUCUGUAUUAAACACAAAUCGUAAACGAUCUAAACGGACUAAAAUGUUUAAAAAAAUUGCUCUUAUCUUAUCAAUUAGUGUGUAUAUAUUGAUAACAUUCAUGUUUUUACUAUUGAUUAUGACUGGUUUUCAAAUAUAUUCCGAUGCAAAGAUUCUACAACAUGAUUAUCAAGAAAAUGAUCAACAAUUUGAUCAAUUGGAAUUUAAUUUUGAUUCUCUUAUUAAUAGACGAUGA